AUGCUUGGGGAAGCCAUUCAGAAUACAAGAAAUACCUACGACAGAUCAAUUAUAGUUGACGGAGAAGAAGCAUCUCUCGUGGUGUUCGAUAUAUGGGAGCAGGAUGACAGCCAAUGGCUUCAGAAUCACUGCAUGAAAAUGGGAGAUGCCUAUAUUAUCGUAUAUUCAGUGACAGAUAAAGUUAGUUUUGAAAAGGCCUCUGAACUAAGAAUCCAGCUAAGAAGAGCAAGACAAACAGAAGACAUUCCUAUUAUUCUUGUGGGCAAUAAGAGUGACCUAGUCAGGUCCCGGGAAGUCUCAGUUGAUGAGGGACGGGCCUGUGCUGUUGUGUUUGACUGCAAAUUCAUCGAAACCUCAGCUGCUCUUCAUCAUAAUGUUAAGGACCUGUUUGAAGGGAUUGUUCGGCAAAUUAGACUUCGCAAGGAUAGUAAAGAAGACAAUGCCAGGAGAAUGGCCAACACAAAAAGAAGAGAAAGCAUAAGCAAGAAGGCAAAGCGAUUCCUUGGGAGAAUUGUGGCAAAGAACAAUAAGAAGAUGGCUUUCAAAGCAAAAUCAAAGUCUUGCCAUGACUUAUCUGUGCUUUAGAAGCCUUCAGCAAGGCCAAAUGCUGCACAUGGGUGAUGAACGAGCAUUUGAUGGUUAUAAGAAGUGUAUAGAUAAUCCUCAUGGUGAUAAGAAGAAAGACUUAUCAACUGAGACUCUCAAAAAUGCCUUAAGGUGCAAGCAAGUCCAGAAGUUACACUACACUGCUUCAUUGAUCAAUGGUUUAAGUUUCAAUGUGUGCAAGCAAACGAACUAACUUUUAAGAAGUGGCUUGACAUGCCCACACUUUCACUGUGUAUGUAUGUUAUAUAUCCUGUCGUCCUGUGGAUACCAGAGAUGCAGAGAUAAGAAAGGAUGAUGAUAUGUAUCACCAUAGACUUGUUUCGUUUGCAGAGCAAAACUGAAAACUUGUACGCAGGCUCGUACACUCUUUUUAGUAUAAAGCAAGCAAUGAUAAAACUUUUUAAACUUAAAUGUGGUGAGGGAGGAAUAAAACCACAUCAGAAGGGGAGAAAACAAAUUAUAUAUGUAUAGGUUAAAAUACAGAACAGAUACCAUUUUAUUAAUUAAUUUGCACUUCCAUUAACUUACCUAAUUAAUUUGUUACUUGUUUACAUGCAGAUUUUAUAAUAAAAUAUUAUUUCCUGUAAUAAUAAACUGUGCUUUUCUCAUAGUAUGGAUAAAGAAUGAGACACCAGUAUUUUUAUACAGGCCUUUCUUCACUGUACAGAAUAUUAUACACA
Molecule: messenger RNA, 1286 nt
Organism: Chaetura pelagica (chimney swift)
Lineage: Eukaryota; Metazoa; Chordata; Aves; Apodiformes; Apodidae
Gene: RRAD
Product: Ras-related associated with diabetes
Exons: 4
Coding region: 1-585 (194 amino acids)
Cellular component (GO): plasma membrane
Molecular function (GO): calcium channel regulator activity; GTP binding; GTPase activity
Source: RefSeq, a predicted model, not a curated record